Molecule: messenger RNA, 1164 nt
Organism: Mercurialis annua (annual mercury)
Lineage: Eukaryota; Viridiplantae; Streptophyta; Magnoliopsida; Malpighiales; Euphorbiaceae
Product: MADS-box protein AGL24-like
Exons: 9
Coding region: 209-892 (227 amino acids)
Biological process (GO): positive regulation of transcription by RNA polymerase II
Cellular component (GO): nucleus
Molecular function (GO): DNA-binding transcription factor activity, RNA polymerase II-specific; RNA polymerase II cis-regulatory region sequence-specific DNA binding; protein dimerization activity
Source: RefSeq, a predicted model, not a curated record
UGUAAGUAUAGUUAUGUUAUGCUAUAAAAGGGAAUACAAACCUUUCCUUUUAUUGAACUCCAUUACUUUUAUUUCUCUCUCAUUCUUCUCUGAACUUCAAGUUUUACUUUUUUUUCCUAUUUUGUUUUGGUUCUUUGAUCUAACCUAAUCAGUCCACCUAAUAUCUCAAGAACAGGGUUUGGUUGUUUGUUGGGAAAGAAAGUGAAGAAUGGCUAGAGAGAAAAUAAAGAUAAGGAAGAUCGAUAACAUUACAGCAAGACAGGUGACAUUUUCGAAGAGGAGACGAGGAAUUUUCAAGAAAGCUGAAGAACUUUCUGUUCUUUGCGAUGCUCAAGUGGCGCUCAUCAUUUUCUCUGCUACUGGCAAGCUUUUUGAGUAUUCUAGCACCAGUAUGAAGGACAUAAUUGCAAGGUAUAAUCUGCACUCUAAUAAUCUCGGCAAGCUUGACCAACCGUCUCUCGAAUUGCAGCUAGAGAAUAGCAAUAACCUCCGGUUGAGCAAGGAGGUUGCUGAAAAGACCCAACAACUAAGGCAGAUUAGGGGAGAGGAUUUACUUGGAUUAAGUAUAGAUGAAUUGCAGCAGUUGGAGAAAGUGCUUGAAUCAGGACUUACAUGUGUCAUUAAAACUAAGGGAGAACGGAUUAUGAAUGAGAUCGCUAGACUUGAGAAGAAGGGAGCACAACUUGAGGAAGAGAAUAAACAGCUAAAACAGAAAAUGAUGACAAUGUGUAAGGGUAAAAGAGGUAUAGAUUUGGAAUCAGAUGCUGGUGUGCAGGAAGAAGGAUUCUCGCCGGAGUCUGUUACCACCAAUAAUGUCUGCAGCUGCAGCGGUGGUCCUCCUGUUGAAGAUGAUAGCUCCGAUACUUCUCUCAAACUAGGACUUCCCUUUUGAAUACAACGGGAGCUGGGAAGAUAAUCAAAAUUAUCAAUUUAUAUCUAUGAAGAGCUUAAAUUUAAUUUGGAAGUAAUGAAACCUGUUACAUGUUCAGACUUGAUCACUUAAUUUGUUUUCCUUAGUAUGAGUUUGUGUAAGAAACUAAAAUUAAGACAGACCUAGUUUUAACUGUAGUCUAACUAUAUGACAGUUGGUUCUUUGAUCAAUUAGGUCAUCGAUCUAACUGAUUAAUUAUCUGAAAAGCUGCAAUUAACAUGUGUUUGCAUGUU